Molecule: messenger RNA, 1284 nt
Organism: Candida tropicalis MYA-3404
Lineage: Eukaryota; Fungi; Ascomycota; Pichiomycetes; Serinales; Debaryomycetaceae
Product: oxysterol-binding protein
Exons: 1
Coding region: 1-1284 (427 amino acids)
Biological process (GO): endocytosis; piecemeal microautophagy of the nucleus; maintenance of cell polarity
Cellular component (GO): cytosol; intracellular membrane-bounded organelle; membrane
Molecular function (GO): oxysterol binding
Source: RefSeq, a predicted model, not a curated record
AUGUCAAAUUCAGAUAAUUCUUCUAAUGCAAAAUCAUCAUCAUGGACUUCAUUCUUAAAGUCAAUUGCUUCCUUCAAUGGUGAUUUGUCUUCUUUGACAGCGCCACCUUUUAUAUUAUCCCCAACUUCCUUGGUUGAAUAUUCUCAAUACUGGGCUGAACAUCCAGAUUUAUUUGUUGCUCCAAGUUUAAUUAAAACUACUGCCAAUCCUUCUAAAGAAGAAUCAGAAGCUAUCACAUUAAAACAAAUGAUUGCCGUUACUAGAUGGUUUAUCUCCACCUUGAAAUCUCAAUAUUGCUCUAGGAAUGAAACCAUGGGAAGUGAAAAGAAACCAUUAAAUCCAUUCUUAGGUGAACUUUUUGUUGGUAAAUGGGAAGGUGAAGAGACCGGCGAAACCGAUUUGGUUUCUGAACAAGUUAGUCACCAUCCACCGGUUACUGCUUAUGCUGUCAAGAACAAGAAACACAAUAUUGUGUUACAAGGUUAUAAUGGUAUCACUUCUAGUAUUUCCACCACCUCUAUUAAUAUUAAACAAUAUGGUCAUGCAUUACUUGAACAUCCAGAAAUUGGUGAAACCUUCUUGGUCACUUUGCCACCAUUGCAUAUUGAAGGUUUAAUCACCGCCUCACCAUUUGUUGAAUUGGAAGGUACUUCAUUUAUUCAAUCAUCUACUGGUUACAUUGCUGUUAUUGAAUACAGUGGACGUGGGUGGAUUUCCGGUAAGAAGAACACUUUCAAAGCUAGAAUUUACCGUGAUGAAUUGGCUAGUGCUGACAAAGGAAAUGCAUUGGUUUCUAUUCAAGGACAAUGGUCCGGUAAAUCUUAUAUUGCCAAAGGAUACUCUUCUCCAACUUCGAAGGACGAAGUUUUCUACGAUGCUAGUAAAAACGUUACCCACCAUUUAAAGGUCAAACCAAUUGAAGAACAAAACCCAUUAGAAUCUAGAAAAGCAUGGUUUAAAGUUGCUGAAGCCAUUAAAAAAUCAGAUUACAACUUGAUUGCUGAAGAAAAAUCAUUAAUUGAAAACCAACAACGUGAAUUGAGAAAAUCUGAAAAAGGAGCCGGUAUUUCUUGGGAAACUAGAUGGUUUGACAAGGUAGACUAUUUAGACAAAAAUGGUGAACCAGUUAAAGAUGAGUUUACAAGCUUAACAAACAUGGCCAACUUGUCAAUUUACAAUGCACCAUCUGGAACUUUGAAGAAAUCCAAAUACGAUCAUGGUGAAGCUAAACAUUGGAGAUUCAACAAACAAAAAUUGGAUGCUGAAAAGGAAAUCAAAUUUUAG